AUGAAAAGAAAAAGGCAGGAAGGGAGAGCGUCCCAACCGGAGAAAAAACAGAAAAUUUUGGAGGAACCUAUUCAUGGUCCUCGACCUAUCGUUAAUCAGUUCCUUUCUUUUGCGGAAAAAUGUUUACCUUGUAAGGUGUUGUUGGAUACUGGUGCAACUGGUCCUGUUUUGUCUGCUGUUUUUGUUGAUAGUUUUGAGGUCCCGAAGGUGAAACGAGACGUCCCAGCCCGGGUAUUUGGAUUUACGGGAGAAGUUAUGAAGGGCACGGGACACGCCUUUACACAACCAUUAAUUAUAAUGUCAAGGGGGCAUCAAACGCAACUAUCAUUCGAGAUCGCCCCUCUCCCGCCUGGCAUCGAUGCGAUACUACCGAACUGGUGGUUGAAACAACACAAACCGGUUAUAGGGGCAAAUGGGGAA
Morchella sextelata is the source of this 420-nucleotide messenger RNA. RefSeq lists its product as uncharacterized. The transcript has a single exon. The annotation marks the transcript as partial. The record is from RefSeq and is a predicted model, not a curated record. NCBI's taxonomy places the organism in Eukaryota, Fungi, Ascomycota, Pezizomycetes, Pezizales, Morchellaceae.